Alternaria ventricosa is the source of this 1155-nucleotide messenger RNA. RefSeq lists its product as uncharacterized. Lineage: Eukaryota; Fungi; Ascomycota; Dothideomycetes; Pleosporales; Pleosporaceae. The transcript is spliced from 2 exons. The record is from RefSeq and is a predicted model, not a curated record. The coding region runs from base 1 to 1155 and encodes 384 amino acids.
AUGACCUACCACUCAGCCUACCGCGGCAUUGCGACGGAUGCCAACGGCGAAUUUGACCACUUUGUGCGGACAAUCGACCCAUCACAUUUGGAAGGCGGGUAUUGGAGGUUCCAGUCUAUCGACGAUGACCGGCGCGCAAUGGCCCGCGGCUUCACAACGCCUGAGCAAGUUCUUCAAGCUGCCGACUCCAGCGAGGAUAGGUUCGACGAGAUCAUUCUAAGAUGGGUGAGGGGCGCAAACGAUGUAAGCUUCAAGAUGGCGAUGUCGGGUACGGCGCUUGAGCAUCUCCAAACCAUCUACGAACUGCGCUCGAUGCUUCAUCUGCCUAUGUCGUCCCGAGGGCAAGUUCCGAUAUACCCCAUCAGCACCAACCCGCGACUUAAGCAGUACUGGGAGGCGAAAUACAGAGCCCAACGGCCCACCCCGAUCGAUCCUGCAAUUCAGCUACCGGAACGUCCCAUCUCAUCUCCAGUAACGCCGGGACCUGUAUACUCGACUUCAUCGCAAGCUCAGCAUGCAGAACCAGCGACACUGAAGUCACCCGUUGGCAGAGUCACCAGAGCACGCAGCGCGAAGCUAUCACAAGCAGCGCCACCGAAACCUGCAGUCAAGACCAAAACCGCCAGACCAAGACCCAGUGCUUCCACAGCGCCUACAGCCCAGUCUUCGUCCGCAGCUCCAUCAUUAGAGAAGACCAAGGUUUCACUUCCUCCUGCCAAAGCGACAAAUCAACAGCAGGUUCCCUCCCAAAGUUUCGCAACGCAGCCGUUGACGUCCGCUCAAACCGACAUUAUACCUAUGCAGAACCUCACCGUCCUCGACUAUCGCACCCUUGCCGACGCUGUCGAGCAAUUCGAUCCUGGCCCAUGGACAACCCACUUCGUCCCUCCUGAACCCGAACCUGAAGACGCGGCGACACAAAUGAGAGGCAUGGCUGCGGUCAUACGGAAUGAGGAUAGCUACAAAGAGGAUGUCGAGCUUCACGGACUACCUGAUGACCUCAUGAUGAUGUUAUGGGCUUUCAAGACUUCGGAAAAUGUUCAGGUUAUCAAUGAGUACGUGGACAACUGCUCAAUACUAUCGUUAUAUUUUGACACUGACUUCCGUUCUAGGGAUGAUUGGGAUUCCGGCAUCGGCGAGUUCGAUAUGUGGUGA